Messenger RNA from Dendroctonus ponderosae (mountain pine beetle), 3894 nucleotides. Its product is annotated as transcription factor hamlet. The coding region runs from base 442 to 3201 and encodes 919 amino acids. Gene Ontology annotation, molecular function: RNA polymerase II cis-regulatory region sequence-specific DNA binding; DNA-binding transcription activator activity, RNA polymerase II-specific. Gene Ontology annotation, biological process: regulation of transcription by RNA polymerase II. Gene Ontology annotation, cellular component: nucleus. Lineage: Eukaryota; Metazoa; Arthropoda; Insecta; Coleoptera; Curculionidae. The transcript has 8 exons. The record is from RefSeq and is a predicted model, not a curated record.
UGGAGGCAACGCGCGCGCACGAAACAACAGACAAUCGCGCCGCAGUGACAAAACAUGACAGCGACCGCCUAUUGGCCGCGAGCGACGUCGUAGGAGACGAAGAAGAGAAAAAAGUCAGCGUGCUAGUGACAAGUGCGCGAGGAUCUGCCUGGCUAGCUUCUUAUUGUCUCUACAGUCCUGCGACUUGCUGGAGUUGGGGGGCGGAAGGAUUCAAUCGCGAGCAUGACAUUACUUGCAAGCCACAUCCAAAGUUGAACAGAAAAGGACAAGACAUUUAGACUAAUCACAAAAGGCGCUUUUUUUUAAUUGACCACCCGGUUUCUUACUUGUCUGGCUCAGCAGUUUACCCAUAACUUCAGCUUCUUUCACUUGACUGUUUUUCUUAGUGCGUAAUGAGUAAAUAAACCGCGCUAACCUCGCUUGGACUAUUUGUGUUGGAAGAUGCGUUCCAAAUCAGUGGCGAGAAGAGUGACAGCUCAGGAAGGAUCCGAAGAUGAGAUAGAAGUGACAUCGGAAGCUGAUCAGCUGGACAACAGUAUUGAAGAACCGCAGCCCUAUACAAACAACAACUUCCAACAUUCUAAAGAUAUAAUGUCCGACAUUAAGAAACUUUCAGUCAAAUCGGAUCUGUACGAUAAUAAUCAUAAACCGUGCUUGCAAAACGGCAAGUUCAACAACGGCUUUUUCAACCAACAAGAUGAGAGCAAAUUUGACAUGUUCUAUAAGAGAACAAGAGACAUUAUUUUGUCAAGUGGAGCCUUACCUAGUGAGUUGGAGCUGAAAGAAGAUCGAGUUUAUGCAAGAAGUAACAUCAGCAAAGGCACUAGAUAUGGACCAUUUCAAGGGAAAUGGGCUAGUAUUCCGGAACAUCCUCGAUUUGCAUGGGAGAUUGUGGCCGGAACUGAAGUUCGAGGUUGGUUGGAUGGCUCUCUGAAUCACCAAAACUGGAUAAAAUUAAUUCGAAGUGACUCCAAUAAAAAUGCAGCAAACAUGAAAUAUUUCCUAGUCAGUGGCGAGGUGUGGUAUGAGACUAUUGUGGAUAUAGCGGCUGGUGAUGAAAUCUGCUUGGGACCCAAAGCACUUUUGAACUUGAAAGAUAUGUUUGCUGAUUCGACUACAAGUGAUGAUAGAUCUGAUAGAGAAACUGUUCUGUUGGUCUUGAAAGAGCAUUAUUCGGGGCUGCACAUCAAAACUUCUCAACAUAGUGGAACAGUAGAUGACCGCGAAAACGAUGAGGACGAUGAAGGUCUAACUCGAUGUUGCAACUGUGAUCAACCGUUUAGUGAUGUAGAAAAAUUAGAUGAACAUCUAAUUCACAAGCACAACUAUCGAAGAGACCAAUAUCAGUGUGAUCUGUGUCCAAAGUUGUAUUCAGACAAAGCGUGUUUGAUCCGACACAGAGCCAUUAUACAUGGUGAGACCAAAAAGUUUCACUGCGAAAACUGUCCGAAAGUAUUCACGGAUCCCAGCAAUCUCCAGAGGCAUAUAAGAACACAUCACGUCGGUGCGAGAUCUCAUGCUUGUCCAGAGUGUGGAAAAACGUUCAAUUCUUCAUCUGGAUUGAAGCAGCAUGCCAAUAUUCAUUCAUCUGUGAAACCUUUUCAAUGCGAAGUGUGUUUUAAGGCCUACACUCAAUUCUCCAAUUUAUGUCGACAUAAGCGAAUGCACGCAGAUUGCCGCCUCCAAAUAAAGUGCGUCAAGUGUGGACAACCUUUUUCCACUGUAACUUCACUCUCCAAGCAUAAACGGUUUUGUGACUCCACCGGACAGCCCUCAUCUUUAACGUCACCCCCACAGAUUUCAAUGGCCAGCAGCUAUCCAUUCUAUCGGCCUCCUGCUCUUCCUUUUCCAUUUCCAUCGCCAUUUUCCAGUUACCAAAUGCAAAAUAUGUUGCUUCCGUCUGGCCCCAAUCCCAGCUUUUUACCGCCGUUCUUCUUGAAUCCCCUUCACCGACCCAAAAUGGAUGAAGGCCCACAGUGCAAAAGAAUGAAGUUGGAAACUAGUCCAGACAAACGAGAACAGUACAUUAAAGAGCGCUUUACUCCUCCAAGAGUGCCAAUAAUUGCAGAAAAAGUCAGUCCGCCAACGGCGGAAGAGGCCGAUUUAACUCCAUCACCGGCUCGACCAACUACUUUUUCCAUGCCGAGGGAGAAACUGCAUUCAACAUCAGAAGACGAAACGGUAAAAGACACUGCAUCUAGACCGAGUUCUGCUACUAGCGAAGAAGGCGAUCAACCGUUGGAUCUUUCUGGUUGGAAUGCAACUCGGGCUCCUGAGAAGGAGCCGAAGAAAGAGCACAAAGUGGAGAAAGUUGAAAGCCGCUUAGCCACCCCUCCGCCACCAGUCAAAGCGGAAAAAAUCGAAAUAGUGGAAUUGGAAGAGCAAAAGAAAAGUUCUCCUAUAACACCUCCCAUGGCUUAUCCUCGACCCACAUACCCAAUGGUUCUGGAUAUGUACCGAUCAAAUUUUCCAAAUUUUCAACAGAACACCGAUAGACUUUUGCCUUUUGGCCCUCCUAGAUUUCCUUUAAUGGGUACCUCGUUCCAUCAACGACUAGACCUGCUCAGGCCAGGGCUGCAAAGCUUCAACCCGGUAAAACCGUACCAUGAUGUUAUUCAUCAGCAAAACUCCGGAAAAAUUAAGGAUAGAUAUGCUUGCAAGUAUUGCGGAAAAGUGUUUCCAAGAAGCGCAAAUUUAACGCGACAUCUGCGUACGCACACUGGCGAACAGCCGUACAAAUGUAGAUAUUGUGAACGGAGCUUUAGUAUCUCGAGCAAUUUGCAGAGACAUGUAAGGAAUAUUCAUAACAAGGAAAAGCCGUUUAAAUGCCCUCUUUGUGAAAGAUGUUUCGGGCAGCAGACCAAUUUGGAUAGACACUUGAAAAAGCAUGAAACUGACGAUGGCAAUGGAGUGGUAGCAGUGGCAGAUUCGCCAGGAAGUAGCAACGAGAAUGAGCGCGAAGAAGCUUAUGUUCGGUUGGAUGAAAUUCGGAAUUUUGUAGGGAAAGUCACCACGAACAGUGGACAAGAUUAUUACAAUCCAAACAGACGUUAUUCUCCGCCAUUUCAAGAUAUCGAUGUUGUCGGUAAAGAUGAGGAUGAUUCCGAAGUGUACUCGACAGAAUCUGUUGAAGAUUUUUCGAAAAAGGAUUCGUCAUGCGACGAAAUUUUAAACAAUAAUGAUCAGUCUAUAACGAGAUAAUUUUGCUGAUUGUGCAACAGUAACAAUUAAAAUAAUUGCAAACAUUGUGGUAGGUCUGGUAAAUAAUGAACCGUCUGUGUUAAUAAUUGUAUGUAGUUCGAGUUAAUUUGAAUUUAUCCAUAGUAUACAUAUCUAUUAGCUUUAAGGUGUUUUCCAGUUACUAUUUUAAGCGUUUUUCAAGUUCCUACACAUUCAACUUUGUCAAAUUAUUAUCAGCACGGUUGUUGUCGAAUUUCGUAAAUUUCUAAACCGCACCGCACCUGUACAUUGUACCCAUUUUAAACUAUUUUCGAAAAUGUAGGCCAACUUUUAAGCAAUGAUGGUGUUGCACCGCUUAAUGUAAAUAGUUUGAGAAACUUGUACUUAAACUUGGUUAGUAAGUGUUUUUUGUAUUUGUUAAGGUUGAAAUGUCUAAUGAGAAAUUGUUUUAAAUUAUUUCGCCAAAAGUUUAUUUAUUUGUGAAAUUAUGCCAAAGGUUUUUUUUUGUAUUUUCGUAUCAUUUAGGUUGUAUUAUAACAUACUUAAUUAGUAUUUUUAGUUUUACUUGAACUUGUUGAAAUUAUGGUAAGAUAUAAUUAUAUAGCUAUAAUGGAAAUUACAAUCGUAUAAUAAAACAUUUCGAUACUCAUGUAUUAUUAGGAAUAUUUCACUGACUAUGAUUAUGAGAACGAAAUAAAAUUUAAUACAAAAAGU